UGAAGAUUCACCUAGAACUGCAGAAGGGUCAGUUCUUACCCGUCCGGCACAGUCGCGAUAAAAAUCGCAUUUUUUAUGUAGCUUCAUGCCUAUUGUUAGUGUGUGUUUGGUUAACAAUCGCAAAACUCGUUUUUACUUCACUUCCGGCUGACGUUCCAGUUUUCAACAGGGGACGAGAGGGACAGAGGUUCAAACAAGUCUGACCUUGUAUGCAGAUAUUGCGCACCCAGAGUUUUGUACCACGAAACCGGGUUUAGUAGUGCAUUCUGUCUGUGUAGAUAGUACUUGUAACUUACGAAUAUAUUAUGACCAAAUUUCUACGCACAGAAGAGGACAUUAUAAAUGGGCUAAAUGAGAUUUUAGAUAAUGAAUCUGAGGGUGAACCACUGGAGUCUUUAUCUGAGGAAGAAUUUCCGUCGCCAAUAGUUCCGUAUUCUUCAUCAGAAGACGAUGUUAUUCCUGCGAAGGUUCUACUGAAUGCUGAUGAGAAAGGAACAGCUGCCACAAAGACUAAUUCAAGUGGAGGAAGUGGACCUCCUGAAGGUCGACGUGGACAACAAAAUGCCCAGGGUUCUGGACUACUUCAGUUUCCUUCAGGAAGCGAUAUUGUAGCACCCAAUGGAACAACCUGGAACGUUGGAGUAAUAGGUGACUGUUCAGCUGGAAGAUAUGGACAGCAGAAUGUUUUCAAAGAUAGGACGGGACCAUCUCUGCAUGCAAAACGAAACGUGAAUGAGACCUGUUACAGCACAUGGCAUCUAAUGAUAAUGGACAAAAUAUAUUGUAAAAUGUACAGAAACUGAAGCACGUCGUGUCCUGAGUUCAGAUGAGUGGAGUAUAAAAAUUGAAGAACUGGAAGCUUUUAUAGCUAUAUUGUACGUCCGUGAUGUUAUUGGAGCUCAGUGGUCAGUGAAGUGGGGAAAUAAUUUUGUGAAAUCAACAAUGGCUCAUGACAGAUUCAGAGAGAUACUGUGUUAUCUCAGAUUUGACAUUAGAUCCACAAGAUCAGAACGACUAAGAGAAGACAAGUUUGCUUUGGUAUCAGAAAUCUGGAAUGAGUUUAUUGCGAAUGCACAAUCUAGUAGCUACGUACCAGGUCCAUAUAUAACAAUCAAUGAACAGCUUUUUCCUUCAAAGUGCCAUUGCAGAUUCACGCAGUUUAUGGCCUCAAAACCAGACAAAUACAGGCAAAAGUAUUCGAUGGCGGUAGAUAAAGACUCAAAAUAUAUUGUGAAUGCUAUCCCUUAUCUAGGAAAGGAUGACACUAGGCGGAGUGAUGAGCGUCUUGAUGACUUUGUUGUAAAAAAAAUUGAUGCAACCUUACCUCAACAAAGGAAUAAAUGUCACAUGUGACAAUUUUUUCACCUCCUUAGCGCUCUCUGAGACACUGAAAGCUAAUUCUACAAGUCUUUUGGGCACAAUAAAUCGAUCUCGCAGGGAAAUACCAGUCUGUAUCAAGAAGGCAAGAUAACAGUUAUACAGCACAGUAUUGUUGAAAAAAGAUGAUACCACACUGACUGUUUAUCAGGGUAAGAGCAACAAGAAUGGCCUGAUUCUGAGCACUAUGCAUCCUUAUGUGACGAUUGAGGAUGGUAUAAAAAAGAAGCCAGAUACAGACAGUUACGUUUUAUAACUGCUCUAAAUAUGGAGUGGAUGUGGUCGACCAAAUGGCUCGCAAAUACUCCAUCAAAGCACCAUAGAGACAUUGGCCUGUUCACACAUUUUACAACUUGCUGGAUUUGGCUGGGAUAAAUACGUGGGUAUUGUUCAAUUCUCUAAAUGAUAAAAAAUUGAACGCAGGGAUUUCAUCCUGCAGCUAGGGGAGGAGCUUGCUGAGAAGUACGCAGUGACCAGAAAGACUAGCGUCCCUGUCAGACCUGAAGAUAUUCCUGACAGACAAAAAAAGCGAACAUGUUCCCUUGUAAAGUCUAACUGUGAAGGAAACAAAUCAUUUGUAAGGUGUCACAUCUGCAAGAAAACUGUGAGCAACAAAUGUACAUCAAAAGACUAUUAUUUCUGUUCAUUAUGUAAUGGUAGCCAGUAAAAACA
Messenger RNA from Schistocerca serialis cubense, 2049 nucleotides. RefSeq lists its product as uncharacterized. The transcript has 2 exons. The coding region runs from base 306 to 803 and encodes 165 amino acids. The record is from RefSeq and is a predicted model, not a curated record. Lineage: Eukaryota; Metazoa; Arthropoda; Insecta; Orthoptera; Acrididae.